Molecule: messenger RNA, 630 nt
Organism: Gongylonema pulchrum
Lineage: Eukaryota; Metazoa; Nematoda; Chromadorea; Rhabditida; Gongylonematidae
Source: the annotation of a GenBank genome assembly
AUGCUGAAAUACGUUUGGCCAAAAGGGAAUUGGAAAAUUCGGCGACUUUUCAUUUACUCCAUGAUGCUUCUCAUAUUAGCUAAGGUUUUGAACGUUUACGUGCCGUUUUUGUUGAAACAUGUGGUUAAUUUUUACAACGAACGAGCGCCAGCGGAUUUCAAGCUUACAACGGACAGUUACAUGAAUAUUGGUUCCGCUCUGUUCAACGAGCUUCGUAACGCAGUUUUUGCGCGUGUCGCGCAGCACAGCGUUCGCAAUAUUGCUCGUCAGAUAUUCCUACAUUUGCACUCGCUCGAUCUGUCGUUUCAUCUGAGUCGUCAAACGGGCGGAAUGUCGAAGGCCAUCGAUCGUGGUACCCGUGGUAUGGCAUUCGUGCAGAGCGCACUGUAUGUGAAUUGUGGUCCAUCGUUUACGAUUGCAACACUGGCCUGCCUUUCAACCUAUGCUGCUUCAACAUUGGCUAUAACACAGUGGCGGACGAAAUUUCGUCACCAGAUGAACCAGGCUGAUAAUGAUGCCGGCAAUCGAGCCAUCGACUCGCUGAUUAACUAUGAAACUGUCAAAGUAAGCUUCACUUCAUAUUUUUUCAGUUGCGUUGGUGUACUAGAGGACUGUGGCGCAGCUUUUUAG